UAACAACACCAAUUGUCUCAGAAGAGUGUUAUGAGAAUUAAGGUUUGUAAAGGGCUUUGGGAUCCUGAGAUGCCAGGUGCUAAAGAGAAUCAAGAAUUAAGUGAUCAUUUAAAAAUGACAACCUCAUGGAGUGACAGACUCCAGAAUGCAGCAGAUCUUCCUGCGAACAUGGAUAGGCAUGCUCUGAAAAAGUACCGUCGGGAAGCCUAUCACCGGGUCUUUGUGAACAGAAGUUUAGCAAUGGAAAAGAUAAAGUGCUUUGGUUUUGAUAUGGAUUACACACUUGCUGUGUAUAAGUCCCCUGAGUAUGAAUCUCUUGGAUUUGACCUGACCGUAGAAAGAUUGGUUUCCAUUGGAUACCCUCAGGAGCUGCUCAGUUUUGUCUAUGAUCCUUCUUUCCCUACCAGAGGCCUGGUGUUUGAUACACUUUAUGGAAACCUGUUGAAAGUCGAUGCCUAUGGGAACCUCCUAGUGUGUACACAUGGCUUUAACUUUGUGAGAGGGCCAGAAACUCGGGAGCAGUACCCAAAUAAAUUUAUUCAAAGGGAUGACACAGAGAGAUUUUACAUUCUGAACACGCUGUUCAAUCUACCAGAAACCUACCUGUUGGCUUGCCUAGUAGAUUUCUUUACCAACUGUGACAGGUAUUCUAGCUGUGAAACGGGGUUUAAAGAUGGAGACCUCUUUAUGUCCUUCAGGAGUAUGUUCCAGGAUGUCAGAGAUGCUGUUGACUGGGUUCAUUACCAGGGAACCCUCAAAGAAAAGACACUUGAGAAUCUGGAGAAGUAUGUGGUGAAAGAUGGGAAAAUGCCAUUAUUGCUCAGCCGCAUGAAUGAGGUUGGAAAGGUGUUUCUUGCCACAAACAGUGACUAUAAAUACACAGAUAAAAUUAUGACAUAUUUGUUCGAUUUUUCACAUGGACCAAAGCCUGGAAGCUCUCAUCAACCCUGGCAGUCCUACUUUGAUCUAAUCCUCGUGGAUGCACGAAAACCCCUCUUUUUUGGAGAAGGCACAGUAUUGCGUCAAGUGGACACUGUUACUGGCAAGUUGAAGAUUGGUACCUACACAGGGCCUCUGCAGCAUGGCAUCGUCUAUUCUGGCGGUUCCUCAGAUACAAUCUGUGACCUGCUGGGGGCUAAGGGCAAAGACAUUUUGUACAUUGGAGACCACAUCUUUGGAGACAUCCUAAAGUCCAAGAAACGUCAGGGUUGGAGGACCUUCCUGGUGAUUCCCGAACUAGCCCAGGAGCUGCAUGUCUGGACUGACAAAAGCUCCCUUUUUGAAGAGCUGCAGAGUCUGGACAUUUUCUUGGCGGAGCUGUACAAGCAUUUGGACAGUAGCAGCAACGAACGGCCUGACAUCAGUUCCAUCCAGAGACGUAUUAAGAAAGUGACUCACGACAUGGACAUGUGCUACGGGAUGAUGGGAAGCCUGUUCCGUAGCGGCUCACGACAGACCCUCUUUGCCAGCCAGGUGAUGCGUUAUGCAGAUCUCUAUGCAGCAUCUUUCAUCAACCUCCUGUACUAUCCGUUCAGCUACCUCUUCAGAGCCGCCCACGUACUGAUGCCACAUGAAUCGACGGUGGAGCACAUUCAUGUUGACAUUAAUGAAAAGGAGUCACCUCUGGCUACACGCAACCGCACCUCAGUGGAUUUCAAAGAUUCCGACUACAAACGGCAUCAACUGACCCGGUCAGUCAGUGAGAUUAAACCACCUAACCUCUUCCCCCAGACUCCUCAGGAAAUCACACAUUGCCAUGAUGAGGAUGAUGAUGAAGAAGAAGAGGAAGAGGAGGAGGAAGAGGAAUAGGAAGGAAAAAUGGAAGCCUCUCUGAAGACAAAACAUGAUUAUGGCAGUGAUAAGCGGGAGUGGAUUCCCAUUUUCGGUUCCAGGGGGAAUGAAUGUGAUUCUUUCAAAGGCACAUUUUGAAAGUUUCCAAAAACUUUUUAAAAUUAACUAAUCAGAAGGAGCCCCUUGUUUUUAAUUUUGCGAAUCUGCUCUUUGCAGACGGUUCAAAAUGCCAAUGGAUUCUGCACUACGGGAGAUUCUAACAGUGUAUUCAGACUGGACUGCACACAAGUGUUGUCUAUAAUGACUCCCCUGUUACAUAUUAGGGAUGCUGCAUGAUUUUUCUCUUUUUCUUCCCAUUGGUGCAAUUCAUUUGGUUUUCAUUGAACGGUGUCUUAUGAACGGUUUGGAAUUUGUACAGUCUCCACAGAGAAGGAAGGAUGCAAUGUGCCCUGUAGCAGACAAAAAGGUCUGACAAGAAUCCUCCUACUGCGAGUUGUGCCACUGUUCUUAACUCUCAGCUUUUUGGGAUACAAAUUCUCCCCCUACCAAAUACUGUAUUGUAUCCAGGGAAACGUUAUGGCUUCCAGCAUUGAAUUUACCCUCUGCUAAGCACAAGUUUCCCCUUAUAAGCGGUUUAAUGUUCUACAUUAACUCUGGCAAUAUCUGAUUUCAGUGGGAUUUCGGUACUUACUAGCAUUCAGUAGUUUUGAGUUUGUCAGAAAGUCUGUUGUCCUCCCCUUGGUGGAUAAAGACUUAAUUCUUUCAUCAUUGGCAUGUAAUGCAUGAUUUCUGUUACAUUUAUAAAACAAGUGACUCUUGUGCCAUGCUCUCAUCUAUCCCCCCUCCUCAAAUCCCCCUAUAUUUUCAACCAGUAUUAUUAGCAAAGGAGCUUGAAAUUGUAUCUUUACAUUGUAUGUUAGUUAUUUUUUUCCCCUAAUUUCUGUUAUCUUUUUCUCUGCUCUGCUUUAAGAAAGGAAAGGAAAGCAUCAAAGUAUCCCAAAGAUAGAAAAGCCAAACAGCAUCUGGAGUGGAAGUGUGUGCUUGGGCCACCCGUCCUAGCCUCAACUUGGCCCAAACUAUAGAAUCAUAGGACUGGAAUGGACCUUCAGAGGUCAUCUAGUCCAGUCCCCUGCACUCAUGGCAGGACUAAGUAUUAUCUAAACCAUCCCUGACAG
This is a messenger RNA of Mauremys mutica (yellowpond turtle), 2966 nucleotides long. RefSeq names its product 5'-nucleotidase, cytosolic II (gene NT5C2). The record is from RefSeq and is a predicted model, not a curated record. The transcript is spliced from 18 exons. Gene Ontology annotation, biological process: IMP metabolic process; adenosine metabolic process. NCBI's taxonomy places the organism in Eukaryota, Metazoa, Chordata, Testudines, Geoemydidae. Gene Ontology annotation, molecular function: 5'-nucleotidase activity. The coding region runs from base 31 to 1809 and encodes 592 amino acids.